GUGAGACAUCAUCAACCUCAGAGGCUGAAUCCACUGGUGACCGUCCCACAGACACAGGAAUAAUGAAAGCCUUCGUCCUCUGCGUGCUCCUCAUCCUCUCCGUGCUCGGACAUAGGAGCCUUGGGGUCUCCCUGAGAGGGAAUGAAAUAGAAAAUUCUGCAGAUCAUCUCGCCCAGUCCCAGACAGAGGAAUAUGCUGCACAGGAGUCUCACACCCGGGACAAGCGACACAUCGGACUGGGCAUCUGCACUUACUGCUGUAAAUGUUGUGCCAACAAAGGGUGCGGGUACUGCUGUCGGACCUGAUCUCGCCCUCAGGGCGGUGGGGUUCACCAGGACUCACAAGUCACAAAGCCCUCUUACCUGGAGACACAAUGUACCCCGUGGAUGGACCCCGUGGAUCCGGGAACGUGUCCCUUCUACCUCACACAGCCUAGAACGGAGAGAUGCAUGAAAUGUCCUGCAGCUGGAGAUUGCCUACUGUCUUCAGGCACACAAGGGGUUAAUGUGGUUUUUCAUGUUUUUUUCCUGUAAGACGCCCGGGCUCUCCGCUCCGCGCCUUCCCUGCUCUGUAUUUAUUAAUGUUGCUGCUCUGCUUGUAAAAUGUUCAGCAGAUGUAUUAACCUGGAGAAGGCAUAAGGAAGUGAUAAACCAGUGAUAUGUGCAAGGUGAUAAACGCACCAGCCAAUCAGCUCCAAUUUGUAAAUUAACAGUUAGGAUCUGAUUGGCUGGUGCAUUUAUCACCUUGCACUUAACACUGGUUUAUCACUUCCUUACGCUGUCUCCAGGCUUAAUAAAUCUCAGUUACUCUCUGCCUCCCUCUUCCAUUCCAUAUGUAUAUAUGGGAAAUAAGAGUAACGUAUUUCUUAUAUAGAAGAACUCAUCACCUCUGUAAGCGCCUCCUCUGUUCUUACAGACUAUUAAAGGUUUAGGAUAAUAAAUGAAGGUCCAACUGGAACUUUGUAGCUACAACAAGCUCAUACUGCCCCCCCCCCUCCCCCCCUGCUGUAGUUACUGCGGACGAUAGCUCCUCCUAUGUCAUUAUCAUAUGACGUGUAAUAUAUUUGUUAUAUAAGAUCCCUGAUAUAUUGUGUGUUAUGUAUAUGAAGUUAUUUAUUAUGUAUAUUUUUCAACAAUUUUAAAAGUGUAACUUCAUUUUGUUACAUUUAAUAAACUGGUGGCACUUCACACUCAA
Molecule: messenger RNA, 1194 nt
Organism: Pseudophryne corroboree (corroboree frog)
Lineage: Eukaryota; Metazoa; Chordata; Amphibia; Anura; Myobatrachidae
Gene: HAMP
Product: hepcidin antimicrobial peptide
Exons: 3
Coding region: 63-305 (80 amino acids)
Biological process (GO): defense response to bacterium; intracellular iron ion homeostasis
Cellular component (GO): extracellular region
Source: RefSeq, a predicted model, not a curated record